AUAAUGUUUCACUUGCUGUCCAUUUACCAUGCAUUAUUUUACAGUGUGCCUAGAAAUGUUUUUUGCUUUAUUUGCUUCUCUUGCUUUAUGCACCAUUUACUUUGCACACUGUCAUAGAUUCAAACGACACUACAGUGGUAGUUUUAUUAAAAAUGGGGAAGAGGUACUGAUUCCUGAGUGCUUAGAGUUAGCUCCUUACACUGUAGACCUGCUUCAGAGUAACAGUUCUUACAGUUUGUUUGGAAUGACAAACCACCAUGGCACGUUCAUGCACAAUGGCCAUUAUACUGCCGUAUGCCACAGAGGAGACCGGUGGUACCGUUUUGAUGACACCAAAGUCUCAAACACUACAACUAGGCAGCUGGGCAGAGCCAGUGACUCUGCUUACUUGGUGUGGUACCGCUUAAAAAAGGACAUAGUUGGUGACCUUCCACUUGACUCUGAUAUAACUGACAAAACUACAACCACUGAAUUAAUAAAUAAUCUAUCUCCAUGCAAUCCAGACCAACACUUUUUAGAUUUUGACAUUGAAAGUGAAGUAGAUAUGUUUGCCAUGACUGAUGAAGAGUCCGACACAGGAAGUGACGAUAAAGUGUUCUCAAUGAGAAUUUUAACUGAUGACGAUAAAUUGUUCUCAAAAACAAUUUUAAGUGAUGACGAAAAUAAUAAUUUGUUCGAUCCUGCCACAGGCAUCAGUAAUUUAACUAUCCAAGCAACACCUCAGCCUCAGCUUUCAAAUCCCAGCCAGGUCUCUUCGGUCUCUUCCCAGCAGCAGUGUGACCACCCACCAUAUGACUUGGAUGUUAUGGAUCCGCAGCUUUCUGAGGGUGAGGUUACAGGGGCAAAAAUUAAGGAAGAUGAACUUGAAAAAAAGGACAAUAAAAGCCUUAUGAGGUGGCUUCAUUGUCGGAGACUUCCUACUCGGGGAAAUAAGGCAAAGCUAAUAGAAAGGAUAAUGCACCACGUGAAGAAUGAUAAAGGAGGGAAAAUCUACCAAGGGGUUGAUGGUGGUAAAUGGUAUGAAAGGAAAAGGAAGAAGCUGAUAGCACAGGCUCAUCAAUCUAACCAGAACGCUCUGCCUAUGAUGCCCGUUGGAAACAAAGUUUUUCAGCCGUUCCCCAGCGUGCACAUACCAAACAAAUAUUCAUCAGCCAAGGCCAGAGAUUACCUAGACCUUAUACCUAAUAUCAGAUUCUCGUAUGUGGGUGGUGUUGAAAGUGAAGAUGGAGAUGGAGAUGAGCAGGUGGUGGUGGACUUCUCCCAACCAACACAGCAAGAUAGGAAAAAUAUUUUUGUGGAUGGGACGCUAAAAAGAGCAAACCAAUUCAUAGACAGUGGCAGAGUUCUGGGGAUUACUGACUGCAUAAGAAACUUGCAUUACUUUGUUAAGGCAGAUGUUCGAGCAUCAUAUGUGGCAGACACCUAUAAGGUGUCUGUAAUGAUAUCCAAAAAUCAUGGAAAUGUAUGCUUUGCAGAAUGCACAUGUAAGGCGAGAGCACUUGCAAGGUGCUGCCACAUAAUGGCUGUUCUGCUGCUCAUUGGUCGUCAUGUUGAAUCAAAAGGACACGAAGCUGUCACUUGUACGGGGAGACUGUGCUACUGGCUAGCACCGGGCUCAGCAACACACAGACAGCCAGGUGUUGUUCGUGAAAAAAAUGAAUAUUACAAGAAGAGUGCCAAUUUCAAAAGGAGAGCAUACUUUGACCCCCGCCCAACUGUCCAGCAACUAGAUUGUGACCCGGAAAGAGUCUCAGAACUGCGUAGUGCCCUGAGUGGAAUGGCGACCAAAUUACUGUGGCAUUACCAGCUUCUCGAAAGCCCCAUCAUACCUGAGUCGUACCCUGAUGUUGUUUGUACAUAUCAAAUUGCUGAGAUGUGCAGUCAUCUCAUCUGGAACCUCAACAGUGUGAGAGAUCUAUCUACAAACAGACCAAUUCACCUAGUCAAAACUGCAGGACAGUCUGGUAGUAAAUUUUGGCAUUCAGAAAGAUCUGUGCGCCUUACUGCUUCUGUGGCUAAAAAUGUUUUGGGACUGUCUUCUGACAAGACUAGAUUGAAAUUUUUGAGGAAGCAUGUGUGGGGCCUUGACCCAUUCAGAAAUGAAGCCAUGGAACGAGGGAGUCAACUGGAAGACCCAGCCAGGAAAGCGUAUACCCUCCAUCUUAAAGAAAAUAAUGUGGACAUUGACAUUCUAGAAAGUGGAACUUGGGUCAAUCCAGCUUUUCCUCAAUUAUCAUGCAGCCCUGAUGGCCUUAUUGUUGACACAAACGGCAUCACUCGACUGUUGGAAAUAAAGUGCCCUGCUGUCCUCACAGAGAUGGAUCCAAACGAAUUUGAGAAACUGCCCAAAAAACAGUUGUCUAACUUUUGCAUAAGAAGAAAUAAACAAACUGCUCAGCUAGAACUUAAACCCACUGACAAGUGGUACUAUCAGGUGCAAAUGUCUCUCUCAAUCAUGCAACUAGAAUGGUGUGACUUUGUGAUAUACUCAACAGUGAAAGAGAAACCAAAAUUUAUGUGCAUUAAAGUGCAGUACGAUGAAGAAUUUUGGAGAGAGAAGAGGGAACGCCUAGUCAACAUUCACCGAGAGUGGCUUGUUCCAGAACAUUUCCUUGCAAACACUGUUUUCAAUCGGGUCCCAACUAGAUUGAUGUAUGCACCAUUUCAUGAGGACCACUCUGACGAUUUCUUUCUGUUUGAGGCACACGCCACUGAUGAAGACCAGAGCUCUCUAAAAGAAACUGAGGAUGCUUUUCUUAUUCGUUACCGUUCAAGAUCACAGAAGUUACUAUUGAAAAUCUGUAACACUUAAUUGUGUGACAUUUUUAAACUAAUUGUCAGUAUUUUAUUUAUGUUAAUUAAUCAAGACUGAUUUUAGUUAUGUGUAUGUGCACUGUAAAUUUUAUCUCACACCUGACUUUACCAAAGGUUUAGCCAAAUUUCUUAUAUUUACAAAACUGUAACACUUUUUAAAAAUGACUUAUGUAUCCAUACAUAAUUAAUAAUUGCCACAAUUAAAAAGGAAAUGUUUAAAAGAACUAAUUUCAUUGUGAAUUUUAAUUUAUUUCCUGAUUGACUUAAGUAGUUUUCUUCUCUUACCUGGAAAGUUACAUUGGGCUGUGGGAAACCAGAAGG
This is a messenger RNA of Frankliniella occidentalis (western flower thrips), 3135 nucleotides long. RefSeq lists its product as uncharacterized. The coding region runs from base 29 to 2812 and encodes 927 amino acids. The transcript is spliced from 7 exons. Gene Ontology annotation, biological process: protein deubiquitination. Lineage: Eukaryota; Metazoa; Arthropoda; Insecta; Thysanoptera; Thripidae. The record is from RefSeq and is a predicted model, not a curated record. Gene Ontology annotation, molecular function: zinc ion binding; cysteine-type deubiquitinase activity.